AGUAGAACCAGCUCCUAUUCUUGGUGUAUCUGGUGGAAUGGGUGCUUUAUUUUUACUUUUUAAGUUGGGACAUUCUUUAGAGGAGGAAGGAGAAUUAACAAUCAAAUCCCCCGUACAUUCUAUGGACAAUUUCCAGGAAGAUUUCCAGGAUAUGAAGAGUUUUAUGAUGGAAGUUUUGGACCCGGUCCAAUUAAUAUAUCCUAUCGGGCUGAACGGGAAUAAUAUAUUAUUUCUUCAAAGUAUAUCUAUUGAAUAAGAAUAUUAUCAUAAAACAAAUAUAAAUCAUGCAUUCUGUAACUAUAUUUAAAAAAUUCAAACAUAAUAUCUCUAUUAAAUACAUAUUUUUUAAGAAAUAAAUCUAAAUAUUAUAUAGUUCUUUAUAUAAAAAUGAUCAUAAUGCAUCAUAUAUAUAUCAGAAGUAUUAUGACAAAUUCCUUAAAAGGAAAAGAAUAACAUAAAUAAAGUUUAAUUAUAAGAAGAUUGCAUUUAUUCUUGUUCAAAUGAUGCAUUACAAAACUAUUAAUAAUUCAUAUAAAAUACAUUGCAUAAUUAUUACAAUGAAAAAAGCAUAACUAUUUAUAAGUAUUUAUGUCAAUACACAUAUACUUGUAAUAUGUAAAUAUGCUAAAAUUUUCUAACAUGCAUAAUAAAAUAAUAAAAUAAUAAAUUAAUCUAAUAACAUAACUAUUUUUUUUCCUAUUAAAACAAAUGCUUACAAUUUAUGUAGUUUUAUUUUUAAGAUGAAUUAAACUACAUUACAUAUAUAAACACUUUCUACAUAAACAAGAUACAUUUAUUAAUAAAAAUGAAUUAAUCUAAUAUAUAUGU
Messenger RNA from Plasmodium vivax (malaria parasite P. vivax), 828 nucleotides. RefSeq lists its product as hypothetical. Lineage: Eukaryota; Apicomplexa; Aconoidasida; Haemosporida; Plasmodiidae. The annotation marks the transcript as partial. The record is from RefSeq and is a predicted model, not a curated record. The transcript is spliced from 2 exons.